Messenger RNA from Penicillium arizonense, 780 nucleotides. Its product is annotated as SDR family NAD(P)-dependent oxidoreductase. The transcript has 6 exons. The coding region runs from base 1 to 780 and encodes 259 amino acids. The record is from RefSeq and is a predicted model, not a curated record. NCBI's taxonomy places the organism in Eukaryota, Fungi, Ascomycota, Eurotiomycetes, Eurotiales, Aspergillaceae.
AUGACUUGCGAGGUUAAGGGAACAGCAUUUAUCACAGGCGGAAUUGGCAAGGCCACCGCCCUGGCCUUCGGAAAGAAUGGCAUCAAUGCAUUGGCUCUAGUCGAUCUGAACUUGGCUCUCCUCGAGAGCACUCGUCAAGAACUCCGGAAUGAAUACCCAGGAGUCGAGGUUGAAAUCUUCGAGGUAAACGUCGCAGACGAGGCGUCUGUCGACACUGCUGUUCAAAAGACGGUGGAAAGAUUCGGCAGCAUUGACAUUGGAGUCAACUGCGCCGGAAUCAGCGGAAAUCCAACCUCCACUCACGAGAUGUCAUUGGCAGAAUGGAAUAGGGUGAUUGCAAUUAAUCAGACUGGACUGUGGCUCUGUCAGAGAGCUCUCGUCCGGCAGAUGUUAACUCAGGAGUCGCGUGGUGUUCGCGAGGGUCGAGGAGUUAUUGUCAAUGUUUCGUCUAUGUUUGGUGUGGGUGGCCCACCAGGGCCAUUCGGUAUUCCGCAUUAUACUGCUGCAAAGCACGCGGUCGUUGGAGUGACCAAAAUGGACGCCAAAGCAUAUUCACCACAAGGAAUUCGCAUCAAUGCCAUCUGUCCUGGAUUUGUGGACACUCCGAUCAUCAAGGAGCAAAUUGAAUCCGGCUCAAUGGAUGCCCAGUUCCAAAUGACCCCCAUCGGUCGCCCUGCAAGGGUUGAGGAAAUUUCUGAUGUGAUGAUGUUCCUUGCCUCCAGCAUGAGCAGCUAUAUGUGCGGAGCGGCAUUAGUCGUCGACGGAGGAUUCACAGUUUGA